This is a messenger RNA of Pedinophyceae sp. YPF-701, 1980 nucleotides long. Lineage: Eukaryota; Viridiplantae; Chlorophyta; Pedinophyceae. The record is from the annotation of a GenBank genome assembly.
AUGAUAGUCCGGGGGCGGGGCCCCUGGGCCCUGCUUUGCGUCGCCCUGCUGGCGAGCCGCGUCUGGGUGGUGCUGGCUCAGAACGCCACUGCAGCGCCGAACACCACCGCUCCUGCAGCGACUUCGGCCGCCACGACAGCGCCAGCGGCGACGUCGGCGCCGGCCGCGCCCGUGAGCACCGCGGUCACGAUCAGCGACCGCUGCAUUUGCGACCUCACGGACAGGGCGUGCGACGUGAACUGCUUCUGCGACACGGACUGCGCUCUCACGGACGAACAGAAGGCGACGCUCUUUCCGGACCCACUCGCGGAGGGCACCGCGUUCCCCUCCAUCGAGUACUGCGUCGACGACGCCUCCGUGCACUCCGUCAACCUGCCAUCCUCCUCCUCCAUUAUCACAAUCAGCAAAACGCUCGCAAGCGACGGGUUCCUGGACCGGCUGCUCUGCGUGGUCGACACCAACAACCCCGCGCUCGGGCGGUUCUUCCUCGACCCGGGCGCGGCGUCCGAGUCCGACCUGUCGACGUCGCGCUCCGCGGUGGGGGAGUCGACCUGGAAUCCAGUAACGGCGUCAGGCGGGCUCGCGACCUCCUACGUCGCCGGGUCCGCGGUCCCCGCAGCCUACAGCGACGGCACGACCGGCACGCUGCGCUUCUCCGCCGGCAACGUCUUCGCGGUGCCGGAACCGGGCCUGUCGGGCGAGUGCCUCGCGCUGCGUCCCGUCGGCUUCGGGGUCAAUUUCCCGCGGCUGGACGGCGUGCAGGACCGCGACCUGACGUGCGUCAACCGCGUCACGGCCGCCACGUGCACGGACGCCUCGUCGCUCUUCCGCGCCGCGCGGUACGACCUCCUCAUGCUUGGGUCGACGGCGGCGGCGUCCACGUUCGUGCGAGCGACGUUCGCGAACCUCGGUUCCGUCGACCUGGCGACGGGCGCGUUCACGGCGGCGACGGGCGCGGCGGCGACGACGGCGCCGGCGCCGGCGGUGGCCGGGUCGACGUGCACGGGGGUUGUGGUGGCGGCAAACGUGACGGUCACGUACGACCUGCCCGGGCAGGCGAUUUCCGCGGUGACGGCCGAGGUCGUGACGGCGGACGUCGCGCUCGACACGGUGGCGCCGUUCGAGGUCCAGGUGACGUGGCGGCAGGCGUCGGAGAUCACCGCCGGCGCGCGGCGCACCUCGGGCACCCGCAACGUCGGCUACGUCGAGGGCCUCCCCCUGCGCGCCUCUACGCUCACUCCCAGCGACGCCACGCUCAGCGCCCUGACCGAGCUCGAGCUCCCGCAGGCCGGCGCGGACGGGCAGUGUACCGCAGGCGGCUUCCGGGCCACCGCGAGCUUCGCGUCCGACCUAGCGUCGUCGUGUGCGCAGCAGUACACGCUUGCGGAGCUGCGCACCUUCUGCCAGUCCGGCGCGCUGCCGCUGACGCUCCAGCUCCUCAACGGCAUCUUCGCGCCAGCGUCGGGGUCGGCGAACCUGACGUUCUCCGGGCGGGACAUCUUCAUCGGCAUUUACGGAGACUCGGACCCAAGCGUGGCGGCGGACUGGGUGCAGGUGUCUGUGGAGUCCGUGUCGGACCUGACGCCGAUGACGUGGUCGGAGAGCGACCUCACGUGCUCGAACGUCGUCACCGGCCUCGACGUCGAGGUCCUCACCGCGCAGAUCGGCCAGAUCGACAACCCCCAGCGCGUGGCGCAGCUGGCGCGUGCGCGGUUCAUCACGGGGGCGUGGCGGUGGCCGGACGGCCUCGCGGACGCGGCCGCGAGCAAGCCGUUCGUCCUGACGAACUCGGUGACCUUCUUCGCGCGCGAGCAGGGCGACCCCGUGGAGCGCGCCAAGAAACGCCCCUCCUUCCUACCGAGACUCCCCUCGGACGCGUUCUACCCGUUCCUCGAGGAGUCGGCGGGUGGCGCCGCGGCGCUCUCCGCGGGCGCAGCCGCAGCGAGCGCGCUCGCCGCGGCGGCGCUGCUGCUGCUGUAG